GAAUAAAAGUUGACGCUGAGAAUACAUAAUGUUCUUACCUAAAUGUUUGAUAAUAAGUGAAUUUACUCUAAUACCUAUCAAAAACUAGUGAACGAAAACUUGCCAUGUCGUACAUGACGUGUAAGACGGAGACGACAAAUGUAUAUGGGUAAUGGGUAGCUUCCUAGGUAUAUUAAGUAAAGCCAGACAGGCUGAAGACCCUGCACCGGGCGCUCCUCCGCCUUCAAGAUACAACAUUAAGAAGGAAGAGAGGAUGGUCACCAUCGCCGAUUGGCAAAGGAAAUGGUCAGAAACCGGCAAGGCGUCUUGGACCCGUCGUCUUAUUCCGAACAUCGCAAGAUGGGAGAAUAGGACGACCCCUAGGAUCCCUUGGUCAUACCACAUGACGCAGGCUCUAACCGGACAUGGAUGUUUUCAGUGGUAUCUGCGACGCAUGGGCAGGGCUCUUAGCCCUCGCUGCAUGCACUGUCAGUGCGGCUCAGACACGGCUGAACACACCAUCUUCCACUGCCCGAAUUGGGACAGCCUACGAGACGAGCUACGCGCUCGACUGGGACACUCUCCCGAGGUCACCGACUGCGAGAGCAUACUGUGCGGCCCUCUCUUCGAGGACCUUCCAAUGGAACAGGCAGAUAAGGCGAAGGUUCUCAGUGAGGCAGAAGAGACCUUCAGACUCUUCUAUAAAAUGGUAGAAGAGAUUCUGACUCUUAAGGAAAUCGAAGAAAGGGCGCGACAGGCGGCAGACUGAAUUUACAGAACGAGAAUCGAGAGUGGCGGGCUUAGGCCGGCUCAAGAAAAGGCACAGGACGAGAAGUCUAGGAUGGCUGGUUUUACCGGUCCGAGAAGACGCAAAAGUAAAAGCUAAACUGACCAAACAAUAUGUAGGGUCGGUCUGGGGUCUGCCCCGGCUGUCCUAGGCAGUCAUGUUUAUGAAUAAUGGGAAAAAAAAAAAAAAAAAAAAAAAAAUUAAUGUAAAAAACGUAAACUGUGUAAGGCAUCAUGGAGUCCGCGGUAUGUACAUUUGCAUGUACAAACUGCGAUUCAUGCGAGCCGGAAUAAACGAUGUAAACUAUAAAUAAACGAUACUGCAUGGGGGUCAAGUAAUGUGAUAAACGUGCGUCUCCCAUGUAGUGGUGCAUUACCAAAAAAAAAAAAAAAAA
Acyrthosiphon pisum (pea aphid) is the source of this 1160-nucleotide messenger RNA. RefSeq lists its product as uncharacterized. The transcript is spliced from 2 exons. The record is from RefSeq and is a predicted model, not a curated record. The coding region runs from base 152 to 748 and encodes 198 amino acids. Lineage: Eukaryota; Metazoa; Arthropoda; Insecta; Hemiptera; Aphididae.